AUGUAAAUUAAAGAAGGAAAGAUGUAGAGGAAGGGUUUCUCUGCCUUACAGUGUGCUUGGCUGGGCUAUCCUUUGGUGCUGCUAUCCUGUAUCUGUGUCAUCAGAGCAAAUAAGCCUCCUCUUGUAAGUGCUGACCUCAAGCUGUGUAGUAAAUUCUGGUGCCAGCCAAACCUGUGUUGGGUUGCAGUGGUGUGUUCUUCUCAGUGUGAUGCUGCUGUAUUGCUUUCACCACAAGCACCAAAGGCUGUCAGAUGCUUUCCUUUGGGACUCAAUUCCAGCUGCAUGACCUAGGAUUACAGUUGCUAUGGCGAUAAGACAGUUUGUGAAGGAAGGAGUGAAAGGGAGAAGCUAUACAGCAGUGUGGUCUGUGUCUAGAACUGCUGCAUCCCCAUCCCGAUGGAGCCUAUCAGGAUACCAGCUACUCAAAAUUUGCUCUGCCCCAGGACACGGUAUGGAAGCCAUUGCCAAGUUUGAUUUCACGGCUUCUGGAGAAGACGAGUUGAGCUUCCAGGCUGGGGAUGUGUUGAAGGUUUUGAGCUCCCAGGAAGAGUGGUACAAGGCUGAGCUCCGAAGUCACGAGGGCUACGUUCCCAAGAACUUCAUUGAUUUCCAUGUUCCCCCCUGGUUUGAUGACAAGAUAUCCCGCCACGAAGCAGAGAACCUUCUCAUGAGCAAAGGAGUCGGCUGCUUCAUCGUCCGAGCCAGUCAGAACUCUCAUGGUGACUUCUCCAUCUCUGUCAGGCAUGAAGAUGAUGUGCAACACUUCAAAGUGAUGAGGGAUGCAAAGGGUAGCUAUUACUUGUGGACAGAGAAAUUCCACUCUCUAAACAAGCUGGUGGACUACUACAAGACCACUUCCAUCUCCAGGCAGAAGCAGAUCUUCCUAAGGGACAACAGCCAAGAAGAAAAGGAGAGGCGUGGUGGGAGCCUGGAACGGGUAGGCCGGGAAGGAUUCCACAUGGGAGGAGCAGCUGGAGAAGAUCAUUCUUCUAUAUCCAAGAGAUAUGUAGAGCAUCCUGUUCCCAUACUGCAGCAGCAGCAGGAAAGAUAUGGUGGGAGUCUGGACAGGAAAGACAUGAUGCAUAGACCAAGGGACCAUGGCCAAGGAGGUGCAGGUGCUAUGCAACGGAGACACACAGACCCACUGCACCAGCAGAUGCCGCGAACGCUGUGGGUCCGUGCCCUGUACGACUUUGAUGCUCUGGAGCACGAUGAGCUGGGCUUCCGCACUGGGGACAUCUUAGAGGUCCUGGACAGCUCCAACCCAUCCUGGUGGAAAGGACGCCUGCGUGGGGAACUGGGUCUCUUCCCUGCCAACUACGUCACACCGGUGCUGCUGUGAGGGCACAGUACGGCCCAGAGAGCUCUGCUGGAGCUGCUCUUCUGACGUGACAGGGACAGAGAAGGAGUGCAUCUUCCCUUGCCACCAGGACAUACAUUGUUUUUUGUUCUGUCUUAAUUUAUUGGCAAUAGAUCUUUUGAAAUGUUGGUAUGAAAAAGAACCCUUUGAGGAAGAAAUUUUUUACCCCUUUUUUUUUACAGUCAUCAAGGGGAGGGAGCAAAAAUCUUGGACUGUUCAUUGAGACUUUGCUGGGUCCUCCCUGCCCUGUCACCUCUUUGGCCAACUAUUGAUAAGCUCCUGCAAUUAGGUUUAUUCUGUGGAAAUGCCCCUCAGGAAAGUCAGGCUUCAGGUUAACUUCAGGUUCAGUAUUCUGGUAGCCCUAUCCUUUCAUUUUGGAUUUGGUAGCAGUCAUAGUCUCUUCAGGCCCCAUUCCACCUUUCUGUCAGAGGCAGGAGGGACACCCAUAUGAAUUAAAUGGUUCUUGGAAACCACAUUAAUCCUUCAGGUAGGGCUUUAGGUUGAGGUUGAAACAAUCUAGGCUUUUCUUAAUAGUUUCUGGUUGUCUUCUAGUUUAACUAUUUUCUUAAUAGUUUCUGGCUUACCCAUCUCACACUGUGUGUGUGGACUGUAUGGAUAUACCAGGUGAAAGGAAGGAACCCUGGAAGCUUUUGUACAAACAUGCAAGUGGUGAAGGUAUGGGAGGGCAAGAAGCUUUCUUUGCUUCUUCUUGUAGACCUGCUCUUCUUUCUGUACCCCCUAACAACUUACCCAUUUUCAAGCUGCUCUCUUAGGUACCUACUUCACUUCUACUUCAGCUAGAUAGCCUGGUUAGAGCAGAUCAGGCCCUUCAGCUAAAUUAGUAUCCAUUGAUUGGAUAGCAACUAAUAUCCCUCAUUGGUUCCUUUUGUAGAACUGAGCUGGGGAGGGAUUGGAGAGGUUUCUCUGGUUUGGUGGCAGAGGUUCUUUCCUGGGAACUUGCUGUGCUGAGGAUCACCAUGUACACAACUCUGGCUUACUGGAGAAAUGUCUCAGAAAUGUCUUAACAACAGGUUAAGCUGUUGUUUUACAGUAGGCAGAGAAUAAAGCUGUAGCCAUCUAAUAGUCUAUUCUCUAUUCCAGUUUCUUUUGGAUAAAAUAAGGUAAAUUAAUAGGUUUUCAAAUAACUGCUGAGGGAAUGCCCAGAUGUGAUAGAAAUUUUUUGCACAUGCACAUUACCUGUCCACUUCACAAACCCUGUGAAGGGGACUCAACUGCAUAACCACUGCUCAGGCAUGUUCAUAUGAAACAAGCUGCCUGAAUUUUUCACAAUGUGUGGGACCUCAGCAGUCAGCAAGAAGUGAUGAUUAAUCAUUACUGAAAAAGAAAGAAUAGGUAAGUGAAAAACCUCUAAACACAAAUCAGACUCAGCAACCAAAAAAAAAAAUUCUUAUCUUUUGUUAGUGCCAGUGGAAGAAAAAGAACCCAGGAAAUAGGUUCUUGGGGAAGGCAAAUUCAAUGUAGCUGGCCUGAAUAAAGCUGCCAGCUAGACAGAGUAUUAGCACAAAGAACCCAUUUUGAGAGAACUCCAAAAGCAGAUUGUUAAUGGGUGAAGUAAAAUGAGAAUAUUUAACAAGGCAUAUAAGCUCCAAAGAGAAUAGAAAACUUUGAAAGACACAGUAAGAACUUACUGGCUACCACAGUGGUCCAGGGAACACGACUGCCUGGGCUGGAUGUGGCUCUGUUCUCUUGCAGGAGCUCUGUUGUAGCCCUUUAGUGUCUUCUUCUGAAGGGAAGUCCAGGAGGGUUCUUUUGGAACAAGAUCCCUUAUCCUUGUAUGAGGAUAUAACCUCAGUGACUUCAGUAUGAAGAGCAGUUUGGUGUGAUUUGCCCUUUUUUAACCUUUUUGUGUGUUGGUUGGUUUUCUGCUAAAGUAGUAACAAAUUUGGAAGAGAGAGGGUUAAUACUCAGUGACAGUGAGGGAGAGCAUUAAGGCCAAGAGGAGAUGGAACCAAGAAACCAGAGACUAACAAAGGCAAAGGAGGGAUAAAAAUGAUGAGUCUUUCAUAUUCAGCUCUGGCUGAAACAAAAGAAACGGUGUAUUCACAAUUAUUCCCAUCAUGUCAAAUCAUCUUUCAAUUAAUUCCCUUUUUUCUGUAUUAGUUACUUUUAAAAUUAGAAGCAAUGUCUCCUUUUCCUUUCCUCAGCACUCUAAAGACCCUCUUGGUAGUGAAGAUGUAGUUGCACAAAAUUAAUUGAAGAUAAUGCACUUAGCAGUUUGAUAGCUCUUCACGCAUUUGAAACCCCUUUACAGAGAUUAACUAAUUAAGCAGGUCUAAGUAGUGCAUUGUAAGUACCCCAGUGUUAACUCAUGACUCAUUUGAGGAAGAGGUAAAUUUUCACGUGAUUUUUGAAUUGAUGUUUAAGGAACUAAUACCUAAGGUAAUUCGUAUUAAAGGACUGCGCGCUAAUUAUGGACAACAUACCAGAACCACAGUAAAAUCAGGAUUUCUCAUUAUGAGCAGCACCUAAUGACAGCAAAAUUACCAGGAGGUGACAGCCCCACGGCAUCUGUGAUAACUCCCCCAGUGCCUUGCUCUGCUGCCUGUGCAGGGGCCAGGCUCAGGGCUGCCUUGCCCAGUCUCUCUUGCCUCUGCUUUUGGCCCUGCAGUGCUGCCUGCAGUUACUGCACACGGCAGGAGCUGCAAGGCACGGGGGUCAGCCUGCAUUUUUGUACCCUCCCACAGUAAAAGUCUUUUUUUCCCCCAGCAAAAGAGCAGUGCUAAGGGUUGUAGCUAUUCCCAAGUCAGUGGAGAGUCCAGAUACAAGGGGAGGUAUGCACAAAGUGGAGAAUUUUGGAGGGAUAGAAGGGGCUGUAGGAUGGAGAUAUUUUCUAUGCUCCAUGCCAUUUCCUGCCCAUGAAAUCCUCUCACAGAUAGGCCACUUCAUAAGGAAAGAGAGAGACACUCCUCUCCUCUAACCACAUUCCCUGCCAACCUUCCUGCUCUUUCUUCCAACAGGUUUUAAUUGUAGCACAAUCCUUAUUAAUAUUGUGAUGACUCAUUUACACCUCAGAGUCUAUUGCCCGUGCAAGAGGCACAUAUUAGCAACCUAGGACUGGAGCCUUAAGGUGACAGUGCUGCACUGACCUUACUUGACAUUUGCCAGUGUUUUGGAAAGAACCAAACCUCUGGAACAUAUCCCAGGAGAGUCCACUGUGAAACCAAAAUGGGAAGGGAUAAAGAGGAAAACCAGAAGAAUAUUUUGUUUCUUAUUUUUCUUAAGCAAGAAAGACAGUUCAUGAGAGAAGAGAAUGUAAACUGAGAUAAAAGUAGGAAAAGUAUGUGGGAAGGCAAACAUAAAUUAAACAGAGAAAGCUGGACUUGUACGUGGUAAAAUAAGUUUGAUGAGCACAGCUGAGCUGUGCUUUCUCCUGUCUGAAUGAACUUUUUUCCUGUGUUCUUCUGAAAAUCCAUAUUUUGCUUGGAAAUGUCUCUGUGAUUAAUAAGUCUGAGCUAAAAAGAGUAAAUGGA
Messenger RNA from Passer montanus (Eurasian tree sparrow), 4851 nucleotides. RefSeq names its product GRB2 related adaptor protein 2 (gene GRAP2). Gene Ontology annotation, molecular function: protein binding. NCBI's taxonomy places the organism in Eukaryota, Metazoa, Chordata, Aves, Passeriformes, Passeridae. Bases 305 to 1342 code for a protein of 345 amino acids. The record is from RefSeq and is a predicted model, not a curated record. The transcript has 10 exons.